CCAGGCCGGGAAGUCCGACCCUGCCCGGGUCCCCACCCCCCGGAAUGCCGGCCCCGCGCCCGCCCGCGGGAACCCGCACUCCGCUCCUGCUCCUGCUCCCCAGCGCGCGGGAGCGCCAGCUCUGCGCCGCCCGCCCCUUUGCCCCCAGCUCGCCCUGCGCCCCUAGCCCGCUGGAACCCCGACUCCGCCCCUGCUCCCCCCGCCCGCCGGAGCCCCGACUCCGCCCCUGCUUCCCCCGCCCGCGCGAGCGCCGACUCCGCCCGCUGUCCCCCGCCCGCCGCCGCUGCCACGAGUCCGGGGCUGUCGUGCGCUUGGGCGCCAGGCUUGGGGAGCUUGGCGAGGCCGUGGACCUGCGUCUGCCCCGCCCAGUGCCUCGACUCAGCCCAGUGCGGCCUGUUUGGUUGCAUGCCUGGCCGGGGACAGUGGGGACACCAGAUGUGACUGGUGGCUGUGCAUUCCAGAGCUUCCUGGAGAACAGCUCAGAGCUUCCCCAGACCCAAACCUCACAUUCUAGGAGAGGAAGCUGGGCUCCUUUCUCUGGCGCUGCCCGCAUCUGGAGAUGGCCUCAGCCCUGUUCUCGGGCAUCCGAAGCUCCUGUCCCAGACCCCAAGGCAGGAAAUGGGGGAAUAGCAGAUUUUACAGGCUCGCUGUCGUCAGCGCUGAAUCAUACAGAGCGGGAAGCGCCCCUAGCCUGCGCAACACCGAAGCUGCUGGAGGCAGGUGCCCAGUGCCCAGCCGGCCCCUGAGUCCUCACGGCAGGAACGGAAAGUUCUGGAUGUGGGCUGGCUAAUAUUCCUGGUCACCAUCUCCCCCCCCCCCCAGCAUCACCAACCAACAAGGGCCAGUCUCUUGGCCUUCCUUUCUGUUUGGUCCGGAGAUCUGUCAUGAUUCCCCAGCCUGCCCCAGCCGCAAGCCCCUCGGGCUGGGGCAGGGGUCUCAGCGCAGAGUGUGCCGAGUGAGGUGGGCGGGAAUGGAGCAGGAGGACCCUCCGGGUGCUGGCUGUGUGGCUGCCGGAAGACAGCCCACCCCACCCCACUGUCUGUCAAACGGAGGGCAGCGUGGCUCCCAGGGCCCGGGGCUCCGGUAUCUCCUCCCAAGGGACAGCUGUGUCCCCCACCGAGCUGUUGUCU
Molecule: messenger RNA, 1130 nt
Organism: Mustela erminea (ermine)
Lineage: Eukaryota; Metazoa; Chordata; Mammalia; Carnivora; Mustelidae
Gene: LY6E
Product: lymphocyte antigen 6 family member E
Exons: 3
Coding region: 45-746 (233 amino acids)
Molecular function (GO): acetylcholine receptor inhibitor activity
Source: RefSeq, a predicted model, not a curated record